Molecule: messenger RNA, 1903 nt
Organism: Octodon degus (degu)
Lineage: Eukaryota; Metazoa; Chordata; Mammalia; Rodentia; Octodontidae
Gene: Tank
Product: TRAF family member associated NFKB activator
Exons: 8
Coding region: 107-1351 (414 amino acids)
Biological process (GO): canonical NF-kappaB signal transduction
Source: RefSeq, a predicted model, not a curated record
AGUUACCCGGCCGGGGGCCCGCGACCCGCGGUGUGAGCGUGGCAGAAUCCAUGAUUCACCUGUCAUUUACUACGUCCUUCAUAGUAAUGCUAAAGGACAAAGAGGAAUGGAUAAAAAUAUUGGUGAGCAACUCAAUAAAGCAUAUGAAGCCUUUCGUCAGGCAUGCAUGGAUAGAGAUACUGCAGUGAAAGAAUUACAGCAAAAGCAGACUGAGAACUAUGAGCAGAGAAUACGUGAGCAACAGGAACAGCUGUCACUUCAACAAACUAUUAUUGACAAGCUAAAAUCACAGUUACUGCUUAUGAAUUCCAGUCGAGACAGCAGUUAUGCCUGUGUUCCUCCACUUGAUGAUGGUGAAACCAGGGAAAAUAAUCUGACUCUUGACCAGCCACAUGACCAAGUCAGAAGACAAGAUGUUUCUUCCCCUAGAAAAGAAACUUCAUCAAGGAGUCCUGGCAGUCCUUUAGCCCAUGAAAGGGAUAAUUUAGAGAAGACUUUUUGGGCUCUGAAAGAAGAAUUUCAUAGAAUAUGUAUGCUAGCAAAAGCACAAAAGGACCACUUAAGCAAACUUAAUAUACCAGACAUUGCAAUUGAAACACAGUGCUCUGUACCUAUACAAUGUACAGAUAAAACAGAUAAACAAGAAGCGCUGUUUAAGCCUCAGGCUAAAGAUGAUAUAAAUAGAGGUUCAUCGUGUAUUACAUCUGUCGCACCAAGAGGACUAGGUCGAGACGAGGAAGACACCUCUUUUGAAUCACUUUCCAAAUUCAAUGUCAAGUUUCCACCUAUGGACAGUGACUCAACUUUCUUACAUAGCGCCACAGAGAAACCCAGUGUCCUUGCCCCUGCCACAUCUGAGGCAGUGUGCCCAAACAAAUUUAAUAUGGAGCUCAGAGACAACCGAGGAAACAUCGUUAAAACAGAAGAAACUUUAUUUGAAAUUCAGGGACUUGAUCCCAUAGCUUCAGCUAUACAAAACCUUAAAACAACUGACAAGCCAAGACCCUCAAAUCAUAUAAACAAUUGCAUGAGGACAACUCUGGAUAGAGCUUUGUGUUUGCCACCUGGAGACCAUAAUGCAUUAUAUGUAAAUACAUUCCCACGUCAGGACCCAUCUGGUGCACCUUUUCCCUCACUGGAUUCCCCAGGAAAAGCUAUCCGAGGACCACAGCGGCCUCUUUGGAGCCCCUUUCCUAAUCAAGAUAGUGACUUACUGGCACAAAGCGACUCCGACUCAGAGCUGCAAGUACCUCGAGUGUGUGAAUUCUGUCAAGCAGUUUUCCCACCGUCCAUUAUGUCCAGGGGGGAUUUCCUCCGGCACCUUAAUUCACACUUCAAUGGGGAGACGUAAGGCAUCCUGAAGAACACAGAUCUCAAGUGCUGUGGCAUGAUUUGGUAUUUGUAAUACUAUAAACACUUGAUUGGAAUCUAACUUGAAGAUCAUUUAUAGAAAGUAGUAUUGUUAUUUAAAUUUUUCUAGACCUAUUUUAUAACUUUUAUUACCCUUUAAAGAUCAUUUUGUAAAAAAAGGUAAUACGAUAUAGUCUUGUUUACAAUAUCAUAAUUCAAAAUUAUGUAUAUGACUUACAGAGUUGUAUAAUCAUGUUUGCUUCAAGUAUCUAAGCUUAUUUCUUGGAUUUCUAAUGAGACCUAAUUUGAUGAUGACAAAUGUUUAUAGGGUUUCUGUUUUCAUUCAAAAAUUAGAUUAUGCAAUCAGUAAUGUUCUAUAUGAAUAAAUGUACAACAGAAAAUAGAUCAACAAAUAUGUAAGUACCAAUUUGAAGAUAUUUGUUGUUCAGUGAUAACUAUUUAAAUACUCCUGGAUUUUUAAUAAUAUAUAUGGUUUCAAUUUUUACUAUAUACCUACAUGAUGAAAUGAAUUAAAUGUUAACUCCUAAUGUGA